AUGACCAACGUCUGCUCCUUGGCGAAUAUAACUGAACGUCUGGUCCCGGCAUCUCGAGGUCCGGCUUGUACGAUCAAGGAUGAUUUGCCACAUGGUAGUCGGGACUACGUAUACACGGGUCACGUCUCAAGCGCUCCUCCGGAGAUACUGCCCAUGAUCAAACUCCGGCACGGCAUUGCCCGAUUCUUCACCAUCGCACACCAGACUCCGACAUCUAUUUCGAGAACCUUGACCGUUGCACAGUGA
This is a messenger RNA of Ustilaginoidea virens, 246 nucleotides long. RefSeq lists its product as uncharacterized. The record is from RefSeq and is a predicted model, not a curated record. The coding region runs from base 1 to 246 and encodes 81 amino acids. The transcript has 2 exons. Lineage: Eukaryota; Fungi; Ascomycota; Sordariomycetes; Hypocreales; Clavicipitaceae.